Messenger RNA from Epinephelus moara (kelp grouper), 5253 nucleotides. RefSeq names its product nuclear receptor subfamily 6, group A, member 1a (gene nr6a1a). Lineage: Eukaryota; Metazoa; Chordata; Actinopteri; Perciformes; Serranidae. The coding region runs from base 185 to 1663 and encodes 492 amino acids. Gene Ontology annotation, molecular function: DNA-binding transcription factor activity; zinc ion binding; sequence-specific DNA binding. Gene Ontology annotation, biological process: regulation of DNA-templated transcription. The record is from RefSeq and is a predicted model, not a curated record. The transcript is spliced from 11 exons.
UAAAUCAUGGGACGGCGGUCCGAGCAGUGAGCCAGCCAGGCUGAGGACAGGGACAAAGCUUGAGUCACUUCCAGCCGCGUUAUCACCACCUUCACCACUGUCAGCUCACCAGCAACAGCGUGCACGUUUGUCGGGUCGGUGAGCGGCGACGUCGGGCUGACUCGGGAUCAGCCCAUGCAGGAGGAUGGAGAUAGAGAAGAGGACGAAUGGGUUCGACUACCCGGAGAGAAACAACGCCAAGUCCGUUAACGGCUUUUACAGUGACCAUCCACUGGAGUCUGAACAGACCGACAGCAUGGAUGCAGUCAAUGAAAGUAAUCUAGAUGAUCCAGCUGACCAGCGUACUUGCCUUAUCUGUGGAGAUCGUGCCACAGGCCUACACUAUGGAAUCAUCUCCUGUGAGGGCUGCAAGGGCUUCUUCAAGCGCAGCAUCUGUAACAAGCGUGUGUACCGCUGCAGUCGCGACAAGAACUGCGAGAUGUCGCGCAAGCAGCGCAACCGCUGCCAGUACUGCCGCCUGCUCAAGUGUCUGCAAAUGGGGAUGAACCGCAAAGCAAUCAGGGAGGAUGGCAUGCCAGGAGGAAGGAACAAAAGCAUCGGGCCCGUACAGAUCACAGAGGAGGAGAUAGAGCGGAUCAUGUCGGGGCAGGAGUUCAAGGAGGAAGCCCCGGAGCACACUUGGGGCAACAACGGUGAUAGCGACCACAGCUCUCCAAGCAACGGAGCCUCUGAGGGCAACCAGCCGUCACCUGCCUCCACUCUGUCAUCCAAUCGCUCUGUGGAAAUGAAUGGCUACACGGCAGCUCUCAGGGACCAGUACAUCAACACCUCUAUGUCAACACACUACCAGCUCCUGCCUCACCUGUUCAGCUACGCCGCCCAGUCUGGCCUGCUGGCCCCCCAGCCCCGCAGCCUCUACCCGCAGUCCCACCCACUGGUGCUGCAGCUGGUGGCUGCUGAGGACCUGGCCCCCCUGGCAACUCCUAUGCUCAUAGAAGAUGGGUACAAAGUGACGCAGGUGGAGCUGUUUGCCCUGCUGUGUCGCCUGGCGGAUGAGCUGCUCUUCCGUCAGAUCUCCUGGAUCAAGAAGCUACCAUUCUUCUGUGAGCUCUCCAUUGAGGACUACACCUGCCUGCUCAGCUCCACCUGGCAGGAGCUCAUCCUGCUCUCCUGCCUCACCAUCUACAGUGCCCAGAUCUUCGGAGACCUGGCUGAUGUCACCGCCAAGUACACACCGUCUGACGAUGAGCUGCAGGGCUUCAGCGAGGAUGGCAUGGAAGUGAUGGAGAGGUUGAUAUAUCUGUUUCGCAAAUUCCACCAGUUGAAGAUCAGUAAUGAGGAGUAUGCCUGUAUGAAAGCCAUCAACUUCCUCAACCAAGAUAUCAGAGGACUGUCCAACAUUUCUCAGCUCGAGCAGCUCAACAAGCGCUACUGGUAUGUGUGUCAGGACUACACUGAGUAUAAGUACCCGCACCAGCCCAAACGCUUCCCUGAGAUCAUGAUGUGUCUCCCGGAGAUCCGCUGCAUCGCAGGGAAGCUGGUGAAUGUCCCUUUGGAGCAGCUCCCCCUCUUGUUCAAAGCAGUCUUGCACUCCUGCAAAUCCAGCCUGACCAGCUACAGGACCGGCCCGUCGCCCUGUGUGACCACCUCCUCCGGAAACUAGACGCCCCUGACCCCCCAAGUCAAGGGCCGGGUCUCCCGUCUUGUGAAUGUGACAAGCAGCUAGUUUGUUUUUUGUAACUUUUUUCUUUAUAUAUUUAUUACACGACAGAGCUGAAUGUAUGCUGAUUUACACUGUGCACAUGCUUCUGUACAAAACAAAUGCUCGUAGAUGCAUUGGUCUUUGCAGUUUACAAGUGUGUAACCAGUUUGCUCAAUGUGUCAGUGUUGCUAUCGUUAGAGCUAGACUUUAAAAGAGUUUAUUUUAUUCAGAUGGGGGCGGAUAGACACAUGUGACAAGUGUUUUGAGACUACCUCAGGAAAAUGUUGUUGCUGUUUUCAGGUACCUUUUCUUUCUGUUAAGUGAAGAGUUGCCCAGUCUAAAUCCAAAUCCCUGUGGAUGCUUUGGCAUCUCAAUCAGACACUAAAUGUUCAGAGGAGCUGCAUAAAUCAAAGAUUGAAUAACAGUGUUUUGUUACACUGAGAAUGCAAAAGUAAUUAACAAAAUUGAGCUACUUUAUCUGCAUAGACUCUCAGACAUCCUGCUUAUGGGAGGCGGUCUUGUCAAUUUAACAUUCCAUAGGUUAAGGUGACAGUUGUUGGAUCUGUGGGAUCUUCGCUGAAAAAGAAGCAUACGGGUAUUUUUUACAAUCAUAGACUGGGGAUAUAAGGCUUUAUUGCAGGGGAAGGGGUGGAUAGCUAGGUUUGCUGUUUUUAGUUUUAUUGUUUUUCUUUUUUGACCAAAGUGUUAUGCAAUGCUUUUUUCAAACACCCAUUGAUGGGUAGGGAGCUGAUAGUUCCACAAAAAAGGUUUCUUAUCAAUGAAGGAUCAGGAUAAGAAAUGAAUCAAUCUGUGUUAGAGAGGAGAACCCUCUACUGGACGGACCAGUAUGUUGCCGGAUUUUACUCUAAAUGCUGCUAAACAUGCACUCAUUUUUGUGCACACAUACAGUAUAUGCAUAGAGCAGAUGUGAUUGCCAGUCUUUGUUUUCCCUCUGCUUCUUGUCAGAUGGCUCUGCUGCCUUCAGUGCCAGGAACUUGAUGCAUUGUAGCCCGCUCUCAACACACAAUCACUUCAGUUUCACAUCCACCGUACUGUCUACAUUUCUUCAAUUUAUUCAGAACAAACCAAAAACCAGAAAGAUGACACUUGGAGUUUUGAACGGCAAGUUGUCCUCAUUGGUCAAAAGAAUGUUUACCUGACCUACUAGAACCAAACUGACAAUAGCUGCAUCCAAGUCUGAACAGGAGCCGAAUAAACCCGAGACGACAUUAAGUGCUAAACACUCAUACCCAUUUCCACCAAUUAAUCUCUGGUUCUUGAACUGGUUCCAUUCAGGGUUCCUGGAACCUUGGUGCUUUGUAGUGAACCAGCCUGUGUUUUCACCUGUUUUGAUCAGAACUAUUGUAAUCAAGGGUGCAUCAUCAAGAUAGGGCAUUGCACAAUGCACAACAGUAGUAAACAGUAGUAGAGAGUAGUGGAUUGGUAGUAGCGAGAUGGCAGAUUGCAUUGAUUACCUGCAACCUCUUGUUCUCUUGUGACAGAUACUUGUUUUUAAUUAAAAAACAAGCAUGGGGUGUUAGUAAUGAACACAGUAAUGCACAUUUUUUCCCAAUGAUUUCUCACUUGUCUCUAUUGUUGCCCUCUCCAUCCUCUUUGUCCAACCUGUAGAAUAUGACACGCUCACUGAUGUCGUCACGGUUCGCACUAUAGCUUAAGAAAAACCUGCUAUUUAUUGGUUCCAGCUGGGAAUCAAUUUUUCAGGUUCUGAACCAAUUUAUUUUUGAUCGAAAUGCUCCUACUUGUUCAGAAUUAGGUGCAGGAACUGGAACGGAAUCUGUUCCAUGUUGGUGCAAAAGAUGUAUCAGUGUUUGCUGAUACAUCUUUUGCACCAACAUGGUACAGAUGUAUCAGUGUUUGCUGCCUCCAGUUCAUUUAAAGCUGGUGUAGAGUGCUAGUUUCUGUCAAGGCUCAUUUAUACUCCCUUUACGUACGAAAAUAGAUUAGUCCGUUUUGAACGUUGUAGACGCCACUUCUUUCAUACUUCCGUCCAUCUUUUAUGAUGGCAUAGACACAGUCAAUGGAUGGUACUAGAGGGCGGAGUCAAAAGUUUCACACAACAAACAACGAUGCGACGAUGGAGGAGGUCGUAAUAUUGUACCUAUAAACAGAGGCAGACUUGUAGACGGUGAUGGUCUGUACAACCAUAUGACGUUACAUUCCAGUAUGUGGAUGGAGAAUUGUUUUCACUAUAUUACCACUUGAACUUCGCUACACUGCCUCCACAAUCUCUGGUGGUACUGCACUGUUUAAUCCAUAUCUGCAAGCUUUCAGGAAGCGUGCUCAAAUACGGACAAAAUAAACACAAAGUACAGACAGAACGCUCCAUCUGUCUCUGUAUCUAAUGUUGAGCGUAAUAGAGCCCUUAGCUAAUCCACCUUCCAACUGGUUGGGAAAACCCCAGAUUAAAAGCCGAUUGGUCUAUUCAAAAGUGUCAUUGGCUAGCUCAUACCGGUUUUAGAGGAACUGAUUUCAGGUCUUGAUAGGUUCAAUCAAAAUUUUGCACAGACCAAAGACCAGUUGUAGUUUAAGUCAGACCUGACCCAGAUCCAAGGGGAACUGGAAAGCGUGGACCUGAAACUUAGUUCAAAUCUGGUCCUCUGGAUUUUUUUACUGGGUAAGGCUUGCCAGAAGACUAACCAACAAAAUCUCUUUUAUGAUCUGGCUUAUACAAAGUUUGCAGAUUAUCACUUUAAGGGAUAGAUUCAGUGUGAUUGAUACGGUCAUGUCUCAGUGUAUCCAGGCUAGAUUUAGAGAAUUUAGGUGACUUAUGUCAGGCUUGCGUACCCUCUGUGACAGAUAUGCACAUUGUUUAAAAAAAAGCCAUAAAAAAUGGUCUUUAUUUUUUAAGUACGAGAUGAUAAUUUCAGACCGCUUGAAGUGUCCUCAAGUUGUUUUUUGCCGUUUCCUGAUGUACGAACAAUUUGAAAUGCAGACAAAAUGCAGUUCUCGCAACAACUCUCUUUUUUUGCACACAAUGGUGAGGUUAGGAGACCUUGAGCCUUGACCUCGGCCACUGCCCACCUAGUGUGUUCCUCUUUCUCAGGUCCCUGCUGACCUGAAUCUUAACAGGGUAAAGUGAGUGUUAUGUAUUGCAUUCAAGAGUUCCUCAGUGAUCAUGCUGAUGUACUUGUAGUAUUAGUAGACGUAGGUUGCAGGACGUUGUAGGUCCUCUGUAGGAAGGUGUUUUUCUUUUUCCACUUUAUUUCCCUCAAGGUCCCCACCUCCAUCACCCUUCAUUCAGUGAAAGUGGAUGUAGUUUGAAGGUGAGACAUGCAGGGGGGAUUUUCUCUUGGCAUUGGUGAUGGACAGAGCUAGAGGCAAUGGCACGUUCAGAAUAACGUGGCUUCUCUCUCCUGUUUCCAUCCACUUCUCUGUGUGCAGCCUUAACAACACCACCAGUCCAAUGCAGUUUUCUUCUUUCUAAUGUUUCAGUUAGCCUAUUUUCAUCUUUUGAUUUUUAUACAUUUUCAUGUACCUUUGUAGUUAUGAUGUGAAUGUUUGGGUUUUUUGUUGUUUUUCACAUAUUCAUU